This is a messenger RNA of Pichia membranifaciens NRRL Y-2026, 1414 nucleotides long. RefSeq lists its product as hypothetical. The record is from RefSeq and is a predicted model, not a curated record. NCBI's taxonomy places the organism in Eukaryota, Fungi, Ascomycota, Pichiomycetes, Pichiales, Pichiaceae. The transcript has a single exon. Bases 122 to 1174 code for a protein of 350 amino acids. Gene Ontology annotation, biological process: intracellular signal transduction. Gene Ontology annotation, molecular function: protein serine/threonine kinase activator activity.
ACCGAUUUGAGCUGUUUAAAACCUCGCAUUUCAACAAGAGCUAGGCGAAUCGGAUUACCACAGGGCAAGAUUUUGAGCAACCAGAACUGUAGGGAAAUACAGGAGAUAAUUGAGCUGUCACAUGUCGUUUUUAUUCAAAAGGAAUCCAAAAACUGCUGGAGAUUUGGUGCGAAUUUUGAAUGAACAGGUGGUGAAACUCGAAACAACCAAUGGAUCAGAGAGAAAGAAGGCACAAGACGAAGUUUCCCGCCACCUCUUUACGAUAAAAACAAUCAUCAACGGAGAGGAAAACCCUCUCAAUGAUGCGUCACAUGGUUCACAAACAGAAACUUUGACUCAGUUGAGUCAGGAAAUCUACUCCUUUGACUUGAUGUACAACCUAAUUCUAAAUCUUCGUAACAUUGAGUUUGAUUCACGAAAAAUUGUUGUACUUCUGUUCAACUCUUUGCUAAAGAGAAAAGUGGGUAAUCGUUCUCCCACGGUUGAUUAUUUACUAAGCAGGCAUAAAAUUGUUGUUACUCUUAUGCGGGGCCCCGAAACACCCGAAAUCUCUCUUAAUACAGGCUUGAUGCUACGUGAGGCAAUAAAGCAUGAAGCAGUUGCCAAAAGCGUUUUGUAUGACCCACUAUUUUGGAAAUACUUUGAUUAUGUUAACACAGACUCUUUUGAAACAUCGACAGAUGCUUUCGCCACGCUAAAUGACCUUUUAACGCAACACAAACAGCUAGUUGGAUCCUUUUUUUCGAAUGAUCAAAUCGUAUCAAAGUUUAUUUCCGGAAUCAACAAGUUAAUAACGAAUGGUAAUUAUGUAACGAAAAGGGAGUCCACAAAGUUACUAGCGGAUUUGAUAAUGAUCAAACUUAAUUAUAAUCUGAUGACAAGAUACGUCAAUGAUGUGGAAAACUUGAAGAUUAUUAUGUUGAUACUGGGCGACAGGUCUAAAAAUAUUCAGUUGGAGGGCUUUAAUGUUUUUAAAGUUUUUGUCGCAAACCCUAAAAAAGAAAAAGCAGUUAUAGAUAUACUAGCAAAAAACAGAAAUAAACUUUUGCAAUUUUUAGGCAGCUUUAAUAAGGAGAGGAAUGAUGACUUGUUCAUAGCUGAGAAAGAUUUUAUAAUUCAACAGAUACAGGCAUUACCCAAAAUUAUAGUUGCAGAGAAAGUAGUCGAAAACUGAGAGAUUGGGUGAGCUUUUUCACAUAGUACUCAGUUUCAACUGCUCAUAAUUCACAACCAUCAUAAAAGGAAAGCAAAUUUUUGCCCAACGUGACAACUAAUUGCUGAAUGAGUAUAUAACUACUAUAUAAUUCGGUUCAUCGUUCAACGCGAGCUUUAUUCUCUAUGCAAAUGACAAAUCUUUUAACUCUUUAAAGCGUUCUGAAGUUAUAUCACUACUGUAUAUAUGAGAAGCUUUGAA